Messenger RNA from Tachyglossus aculeatus (Australian echidna), 1360 nucleotides. Its product is annotated as KIAA1191 ortholog. The record is from RefSeq and is a predicted model, not a curated record. Gene Ontology annotation, cellular component: cytoplasm. The transcript has 9 exons. The coding region runs from base 403 to 1332 and encodes 309 amino acids. Lineage: Eukaryota; Metazoa; Chordata; Mammalia; Monotremata; Tachyglossidae.
GGAGGGCGGCGCUGAGGAGGGCGGCCGGGCGGGCUCCUCGGCCGCCAUGGGGCUUCUCCGACCGCCGCCUCAGCGCAGACGGAGCCGCGGUGCCGCCCUGCCCCGUUAGGGCCGACCGACGGACCGACCGACGGACCGACGGACGGACCGACGGCCCGCCUCGGGGCUCAGCACCGGGUAGGACGCCCGCCACCCAACGGACUCCGCCCUGCGCCCCUCAUUCACUCCAUUCAGUCAGUCGAGCCCCCGCAUGGAGUCCGGUCGGGAAACUUGGCCAAUUCAGCGUCGCCUGCAGAAUGAGCUUUUUUGAUCACCUCUUUGGAUCAGCCUAACUUUCACAGGUGGCAGGGCAUCAAAGCUCCGGAUUUCUCACCUCCACCACUACCACAACAAUCUGCUCUCAUGGCAUCGAGAGAGCCCGAUGUUCCCGCUCUGGAGCCCAGCCAGGGCGGGCCAGCCGGGAAGAUGUCCCUCCCGGUGGGAAUGCAUCGGCGGGCGUUCAGCUACGACGACGCCUUGGAGGACCUCACGCCGAUGACCCCUCCACCAGCGGACAUGGGCAGCAACGUCCUGUGGAAAGAACCCGUCAUCCCGGAGCGCAAGUACCAGCAGCUGUCCAAGGUUGAAGAAGGGGAGACCGCUGUGCUCUCGCCCACCCUCACCCACUCCUCAUCCAGCGACAACAUGAGCAAGGUUCCAGUGGUGAAGGCCAAGGCUACCCACGUCAUCAUGAAUUCCCUAAUUACAAAGCAGACGCAGGAGAGCAUUCAGCGUUUUGAGCAGCAGGCAGGGCUGAGGGAUGCCGGUUACACCCCGCACAAGGGCCUCACCACUGAAGAGACCAAGUACCACAGGAUGGCGGAAGCCGUGCACAAGCUAAAACUGCAAAGCGGAGAGAUGACCAAAGAAGAGCAGCAGGCCUCCUCAGCCCAGUCCACCCCCAGCGGCACCCCGCACUCGUCGCCCAGACAGAAGAACAGAGGCUGGUUCAGCCACGGACCGUCCACCUCCCUGCCCGGCCCGGACUUUGGCCCCACGGAUCCCGGGACCGGCGACCGGGAUCGGGCCGCCUCUGAAAAGUGGAGCCUCUUCGGCCCCAGGACCCUCCAGAAGUCAGAUUCAGGUGGCUUUUCCGUCCAGUCGUACAGAGGUGCCCAGAAGCCGAGCCCAAUGGAGCUCCUGCGGGCCCAGGCCGCCCGCCUGGCAGACGAACCCGCCGCCCUGAAGCCCCCCAAGAUGGACAUCCCCCCGCUGGAGGGGAAGAAACCGGCUCCCAGGGCCCACAACCUGAAGCCGCGGGACUUGAAUGUGCUCACCCCCACUGGGUUUUAGGCACCACCUCUCCCCUCCCACCCGGGUU